AAUAUGUGAAUUGACCUAAAUAUUACUUUCUACUCGAGUUUAAACCUUCACAUUGUCACAAAGAAGUGGUUUACUACUUAACUAAUAAUAUUCAAAACUUCUCAGAAUUUUUACUUCGCUCGGUCAGCUAAAGUCCAUCAAACUUUUUUUAUUGUAACAGUAAACCUGUAAUGUGCUCAUCAAAUAUAUCGUCGAAUAUUGCUGAGCGCCACAACUGUAAAACAAAAAAGAUAUUCUGCGGAAUGGCUACCAACAUACUGAAACAUGUUUUUCUUCUGUUUCGGACAUAUCUUGACAUGUUAAUUGAUGUUGUUUUCGGCUUCUUGUUUGAUGGUAGAAGAAAAGCUAUUCCUGAUUUGGAGAAAAAGCACAACAUAUUAACUGAGAGUGCUGUCACACUUGCAGCCAAAAUCAGGAACAAAGAACUUACAUCAGAGGCGUUAGUGGCGGCUUGCAUCGAACGUAUUAAACAAGUGAAUCCUAUACUGAAUGCUGUUAUAGAUGAGAGGUUUGCAGAUGCACUGAAAGAUGCAAAAGUAACUGAUGAAAGAAUUGCUGAGGGGCUCCCUGAAGAAUACUUCAAAGAAAAACCAUUCUUAGGCGUUCCUUUUACUGCCAAAGAGAGUCACGCGGUCGCAGGCUUGCUCAACCCGCUGGGUAUAAGGGCGCGUGCAUACGUGCGCGCGCACGAGGACGCGGAAUGCGUGCGCUUGUUGAAACAAGCGGGCGCUAUACCGCUAGCUGUCACCAACGUUCCCGAGAUCAACAAAUGGCAGGAGACUCGCAACAUGUUGUUUGGUCAGACCAACAAUCCUUACCACACGGGGCGCACUACAGGCGGCUCCAGCGGGGGCGAGGCAGCCCUAGCUGCCUGCUACGCCUCGCCUAUAUCACUCUGUUCUGACAUCGGCGGAUCGACUCGAAUGCCGGCGUUCUACUGCGGUCUUUUCGGCCUCAACCCCACAGCUGGACACUCCAGCUUGAAAGGAUCCGCGUUGCGUACUGGCGAACAUCCCACCAUAGCGUCCAUAGGUUUCCUUAGCAAGCACUGCUCAGAUCUGGCUCCUUUAUCCCAACUAGUAUGCACCGGCAUCGACUUUAACAAACCCGUCGACAUCAAGAACGUGAAAUAUUUCUACACGGAGACAGCUAAGGACCUGCGAGUCAGCCCCAUCAGUAAAGAACUCAGGCAGGCUAUGAUCAGGGUGGUGAAAAAGCUGUCUGAAGACACCUCGGUUCCUCUCCAUCAGUAUUACCACAAUGGGCUCGAACAUAUGGCGUCACUAUGGCGACACGCCAUGACAGGGGAGGUUGACAGUUUCCCAGCACUCCUGGCCAAUAACCAAGGGGAGGCCAAUGGACUACUGGAGUUGGCGAAGAAGUUGGUAGGCGUGUCGCAGUUCACCCUGGCGGCCAUUAUGAAACUGUUGGACGAGCAGGUGAUGCCGGCCACUGACCGCAAGUGGGCGGAUAAACUAAUCAAGGAGCUCGCUGACGACUUGACGGCUAAGCUCGGGUCAGAUGGAGUGCUAUUAUUCCCCUCAGCACCGGCAGUGGCCCCGUACCAUUACUCACUGCUACUGAGGCCGUAUAACUUCGCCUACUGGGGCAUAUUCAACGCCAUCAAGUUUCCCUCACUACAGGUUCCCCUGGGUCUGAACAGCGAAGGUUUACCCCUUGGCAUCCAGGUGGUGUCCACGCCUGGCAACGAAGCAGUUUGUCUCGCCGUCGCCGAUCACCUGGCCAAACUGUUCGGGGGAUUCGUUCCCCCCUGCAGAGUACUAGACUAGUCGUUGUUCUACUUGUUUCUAUCUUAACGCUGGAUCACUUAGGGAGCGAAAUGAAGUUUUCUAAAAAGUUUUUUAAAAAUCCGCCUUUUAUAUGGCCUCUGCUUUGGUUACUUAUAACAAUUCUAAUUUUGAGGGAAUAUGCUGUUAUUUAAAGUGUGUAGGGAUCUUUGAAUAGGUACCUAAUAAUUUACAAUUAUUAUUAUUUUUUGGUAGGGAUUAAUUAGAAGCGCACGUUGCUUUUGCAAUAAAAAAAUAUUGCAAUCUGGUUUAUAACUCUUCAACGUACUUAACAUUCAAUAAUUUAUUCAAUCUCUGUAAUUUUAAUAGUUUUAAUAUUUUUUUAGUUAGAUUUGUAAGAGAAAUCUGUGAAACAGUCUUGAUGAAUGUGACUUGUUGUAGCAGGGAAAAUGGCAAAAUAAUAUAAAUCAGUUAUUUAUUUGAUUCGAAAUAAGUGCAUAUUAAUUCAAGAGAUGAAUUUAAAGACCCAUCUUCAACAGGGCAGAAUUUUAUAAAGCAUAAUAAAAUAAGCAUAAAUAGUUACUUGCAAUGUUAAAAUACACAUUCCUUGUUGUACUUUGCUCUCCGAUUGUUUUUAUAUGAUUUUAUUUUUGAAUAUUUAUAUUUUUUUGUGCAUGUACCGCAAUAUAAUAAAAAACAUACCAAUAUUAACCAAUACUCGGUCAUAGAAUGACCUUAAGACUGAUACGAUUUUACAAAUAAAAUUGUUCUUGUAUAACCAAUCUACAAAUACAAUAUAAUCCUUUGUGUAAUGUUUAAGGUAAUGGUGCAAUUAUGUUAUUUUUGUAUUGAUAUUUUUCUAAUAAAUAUUCCUGUUCAUA
This is a messenger RNA of Chilo suppressalis (striped riceborer), 2629 nucleotides long. The record is from the annotation of a GenBank genome assembly. Lineage: Eukaryota; Metazoa; Arthropoda; Insecta; Lepidoptera; Crambidae.